Messenger RNA from Nestor notabilis (Kea), 1251 nucleotides. RefSeq names its product immunoglobulin superfamily containing leucine-rich repeat (gene ISLR). Gene Ontology annotation, molecular function: protein binding. The coding region runs from base 1 to 1251 and encodes 416 amino acids. The record is from RefSeq and is a predicted model, not a curated record. The transcript has a single exon. NCBI's taxonomy places the organism in Eukaryota, Metazoa, Chordata, Aves, Psittaciformes, Psittacidae.
AUGAGGCCCCUGGUCUGCUGCCUGGGGCUGGCUGCGCUCCUGGGGCCCUGCCUGGCCUGUCCCAGCCCCUGCUCCUGCUCCACCAAGAAGAACGGGCGGCUCUUGGCCGAGUGUGCCUACAAGGACCUCCAGGAGGUUCCCAAGGGGCUGUCCUCCAAUGUGACCAUCCUCACCUUGUCAGCCAACAGGAUCAGCUGGUUGGGCCAGGCUUCCUUCGCUGAGGUUCCCGAAGUGCAGUCGCUGUGGUUGGGCUACAACCAGAUCGGGGUGGUGGAGCCAGGGGCUUUCUCCUUGUUACUGCACCUGAAGAACCUGGACCUGAGCCACAACAAGAUCAUGGAUUUCCCCUGGCAGGACCUCCGCAACCUCAGCGGUCUGCAGAUCCUGAAGAUGAACAACAACCGCCUGGCCGGGCUGCCCAGGGAUGCCUUCCACUCCCUGAAGGACUUGCGCUCCCUCUGGCUCAACGACAAUGAGUUGACCACCUUGGCCGAGGGCACCUUGAAUAACCUGCCAUCCCUGUCCCAGCUUCAGAUCUUCAACAACCCCUUUAACUGCUCCUGCAAAGUCUUCUGGCUGAAGAAGUGGACUGAGAACACCUCUGUGUCCAUCACCAAGGGGGGUUCUACCCUGUGUGUGGGUCCUGGCAGGAUGAAGGGCAGGGCGGUGACGGACAUCCCUGACCACCACUGCAUUGCCCCCUCCGUGCAGCUCACCUACCUGUCCAACCUGGACAACACGGUCAUGUACGAUGGCCUCACGCUGACCCUGCACUGCAGCGUGGCAGGCAGCCCUCCACCGGAGAUCAGGUGGAAGAUCCAGACCUCCAGCCGCCGCAUUGAGAUCAGUGGGCCCAACGUGGCGCGGGAUGGAAACGUCAAGCAGAGCCAAGAGCACUUCCUGGUCUUCAAGAACGGCACAAUGGCCAUUCCCAACUUUAGCAAGCAGGAUGAAGGCAUCUACACCUGCCUCGCUGUCAAUGAUGUGGGAACACGGGAUGUCUCGGUCAACGUGGCCUUGGCUGGGUCGGAGAAUCCAGCUGAAGAGCUGCUCCGAGAUGACCCCCACGCCGGCCACUUUGGGGGCCGGAGCUGCUACAAGGGGGAUGAGAUAGAUCCUUCUGGUACUGGAGAAAAGCUGGUGAUUGUUUACCACAUGCCGAGGGAGUCCAAGAGCAGGGCUGGAGGAGCAGUGCCCCAGGUCCAGCUGGGGACCCUCCUGCUGGCUCUGGGCAUCGCACUCUGCUGUUAA